Messenger RNA from Drosophila hydei, 1098 nucleotides. It is a transcript of the gene Trax, whose product is annotated as translin-associated protein X. NCBI's taxonomy places the organism in Eukaryota, Metazoa, Arthropoda, Insecta, Diptera, Drosophilidae. The transcript has 2 exons. The record is from RefSeq and is a predicted model, not a curated record. Gene Ontology annotation, cellular component: cytoplasm; nucleus. The coding region runs from base 116 to 1000 and encodes 294 amino acids. Gene Ontology annotation, molecular function: RNA endonuclease activity; RNA binding; sequence-specific DNA binding.
UACAGAAUAAACAUGCCAAGUGGCAACUACCAUUAAUGACAAACAGGUGGCAACGCUAUAUUGCAUAUAGACGUAUCAUUCGCCGGCUUUAUUUACAAAUAAACAAAUUACAAGUAUGCCGAAAAAUACAGGUUAUCGCAACAAUAAUAAUGCGGCGCGAAAACGUCAGCCCCAACUGGAUGAACAGAAUCCCGUUGUGCAAGCGUUUCGCAACUAUGCCAGUGAAUUGGACGCCAAACACGAUCGCCAUGAGCGGAUUCUUAAACUAAGCCGUGACAUUACAAUCGAAUCGAAGCGCAUUAUAUUUUUCUUGCAUUCCAUUGAUGCGCGCAAGCAGAACAAGGCCAAAGUGCUCGAAGAAGCUCAACAACGUUUGACCAAGCUUAUCGACGUAAAUUUCCGUGCUAUUGCUUUGGAGCUGCGCAAUCAGGAUGUUUUUCAAUUUCGUGCCGCAUACUCGCCUGGCCUGCAGGAGUUCAUUGAGGCGUAUACCUAUAUGGAAUAUUUGUGCAACGAGGAGAGCGGUGAGAACUCGAAGUCAAUAUCAGACUGGUCAGCUUUGCAGUCGAUCAUGCAAUAUGAAGUCGAAGCUGAGAAAGAGAAACCCGUACCAGACGUGGGAGACUCGCCCACAGACGGUGAACAGACAGCUGGCAAUACUGUAGAAAAAUUCCAGUUUUACGUCGAUCCUACUGAGUACGUUUUGGGUGUUUCGGAUUUGACGGGCGAACUGAUGCGUCGUUGCAUCAACUCCCUGGGCAGCGGGGACACAGACACCUGCAUGGAGACCUGCAAAGCACUGCAGCAGUUUUACACAGGGUAUAUCAGUUUGAAUUGUCAGCGUGCCCGUGAAUUGUGGCGCAAAAUAACGACAAUGCGGCAGAGCAUGCUGAAGGCCGAAAAUGUUUGCUACAAUGUGAAGGUGCGCGGCGGCGAGGCAGCUAAAUGCGCUAGUUUUGAUCAAAAGCCAGCAGACGAUGCCGAUGAAGGCUUCUUUUAAAAUAGCAUAUUCAAAACAUUCAAAGUUCAUGAGCAAAAUGUAUGUUAUUAUUCAUUUUAAAAUAUAUAACAGAAAAACACGUAAAUUGCUAUAAUUGU